This is a messenger RNA of Myotis lucifugus (little brown bat), 1220 nucleotides long. RefSeq names its product molybdenum cofactor synthesis 1 (gene MOCS1). Gene Ontology annotation, biological process: Mo-molybdopterin cofactor biosynthetic process. The record is from RefSeq and is a predicted model, not a curated record. Gene Ontology annotation, molecular function: GTP 3',8'-cyclase activity; 4 iron, 4 sulfur cluster binding; cyclic pyranopterin monophosphate synthase activity. Lineage: Eukaryota; Metazoa; Chordata; Mammalia; Chiroptera; Vespertilionidae.
UGACCCAGGGCGGCGAGUCCCGGGCUAGAGUGCUCCCGAAGCCGGCUACUCAGGCGAGUCUUGCCCAGGCCCACAGGUUCCAUGGCGGCGCGGCCGAUGUCCCGGAUGCUGCGGCGGGUCCUGAGGUCCAGUGUCCGGAGCUGCAGCUCAGGGGCUCCCGUGACGCAGCCCCGACCCGGGGAGCCCUCCCAAUCUGCGGCGGAGGAGCUGUCCGGGCGGAGGCAGUUCCUGAGGGAGCACGCGGCCCCCUUCUCCGCCUUCCUCACCGACAGCUUUGGCCGCCACCACAGCUACCUGCGGAUCUCCCUCACCGAGAAGUGCAACCUCCGAUGCCAGUACUGCAUGCCUGAGGAGGGGGUCCCACUGACGCCCAAGGCUGACCUGCUGACCACAGAGGAGAUCCUGACCCUUGCUCGGCUCUUCGUGAAAGAAGGCGUGGACAAGAUCCGGCUGACGGGUGGAGAGCCGCUCAUCCGGCCCGACGUGGUGGAUAUCGUGGGUGAGCUGAGAGCCUUGGAUGGGCUGAGGGCCAUCGGCGUCACCACAAAUGGCAUCAACCUCGCCCGCCUGCCUCAGCUCCAGAAAGCUUGUCUCAGUGCCAUCAACAUCAGCCUGGGAUACGCUGGGUCCCAGCCAAAGUUUGAGUUCAUCGUCCGCAGGACAGGCUUCCACAAGGUCAUGGAGGGCAUCCACAAGGCCAUCGAGCUGGGCUACAGCCCCGUGAAGGUGAACUGCGUGGUGAUGCGCGGCCUGAACGAGGACGAGCUCCUGGACUUUGUGGCCUUGACCGAGGGCCUCCCCUUGGACGUGCGCUUCAUAGAGUACAUGCCCUUUGACGGUAACAAGUGGAACGUCAAGAAGAUGGUCAGCUACAAGGAGAUGCUGGACACCCUCCGGCAGCAGUGGCCGGAGCUGGAGAAGCUGCCCGAGGAGGAAUCCAGCACAGCCAAGGUGGGGGCAGCCUGGGGCUGGGAGGGGGAAGUUCAGGAAAGCUGGCAGGGGCCGCGGGCGGUCAGAGAGCAGCGAUGUAGGGCAGUGCCAGUUAGCAGGACGCCCUUCAGUGCCAGCACAGCAGCCUCCCUUCUCCCAGAUCAAGAGGAUAAAGAAGCGGCGGGCGUGGGACAGGGGUAAAGUGACUUGACAUAGGACACACACCAGUACGUGCGGGAGGGGUGCUCGGUCUGCUCCCCUACGGGCCUGCUCUGGCCGCGGUGCUCCGG